AUGAACAAGUUCCUAGUACGUGGUCUCGGCUUCUUUAACGAUGCGUACGACCUAUUUGUGAUGAAUAUUGUCAACGUCGUGCUCACCGAGCAGUAUGGCAAGGACGUAUACACGUCCAGUAUGAAAUCGUGGGUAUCUGCUGGGGCACUUAUUGGUGCCGUCGUCGGUCAGCUUCUCUUCGGAUUCCUUGGUGACGUCUUUGGUCGUCGUGUUAAUAUGAUCGCAACGUGUGCCUUGCUUAUAAUUGGCGGAACCCUUUGUACCGUCGCCUAUGGAGGUACCGACAGGGGAACUUUAUGGUUUCUCGUUGUUGCUCGCUUUAUCCUUGGCAUAGGAAUUGGUGGAGAGUACCCGCUUGCUGCCUCGUCAACGGCUGAAGACGCGACUUCCGUUGCCAAUCGCAAUCAACGAGUUGCCCUCACCUUCUCGUUGCAAGGAGUCGGCUCAUUAACUGCUGCCAUUCUAGGCAAUCUCAUCAUCCAGGCUCUUGCUGAUGGUGAGAAGAACGAGAACCCUGAUUCCCGUCUUGAGACUGUGUGGCGUUUACUGUUCGGAAUCGGUGUGAUCCCAGCUAUCGUGGUGUGCUAUUGGCGAGUUACAGCAGAGGAGACGGACGCGUACAAGGCUAUUGAGGAGCGUCGUAAUGCUGCUACGAUAAUUGACCCUUUGGCUUCGCGAGCACGUAUUUUGUUCAUCAUUCGCCACUAUGGUGUGAGUCUUUUGGGUACGGCUGGCACGUGGUUUCUGUUUGAUAUUGUGUUUUAUGCCCAAAAUCUUUUUUCGGCUAGUAUUCUCUCUGUUGUUGGAGUUGAAAAUGCCUCGCUUCAAGUCGUAUCUGCAGAAAAUGCUUUUGUCGCCCUAAUGGCUCUUCCCGGCUACUUUGUCGCUGUGUACUUUAUCAAUCGCCUCGGUCGCAAGAUAAUCCAGUUGCAAGGUUUUGCUGUUAUGACUGUGCUCUUCCUUGUGCUUGCCAUCUUUUGGGAGAACAUUAAAAAGAAAGCGGUGCUUUUUAUCAUUCUUUACGGUCUAGCUCUCUUUUUCUCCAACUUUGGUCCCAACAUGUCAACAUUUGUCAUGCCUACAGAAAUGUUUCCCACACCAAUCCGUUCAACGUGUCACGGUGUGUCGGCUGCGGCUGGUAAGGCUGGUGCUGCUAUCGGUACAUUUGGCUUUUCAAUUUGGGUCGAGAAUGACAGCUUUGGUUACGAUGGCGCUUUCUACACGUUUGCUGCCAUCACACUCGUGUCGAUCCCUCUUACCUGGUUCUGCCUGUUUGACAAUGAAAAGGGAUUUGAAGACAUGGACGCUGAGUUUUACAAAAGGGUAUACGCAUCGACUGAUAUCACGCGAGCUUCGUUCAGCUCAGUUGGAAAGGGAACUGACGUUGAAAAGGACGGUGCGUAUAAGAACAUCCACACCCCUCAAUAG
Plasmopara halstedii is the source of this 1428-nucleotide messenger RNA. RefSeq names its product inorganic phosphate. The coding region runs from base 1 to 1428 and encodes 475 amino acids. The record is from RefSeq and is a predicted model, not a curated record. Lineage: Eukaryota; Oomycota; Peronosporomycetes; Peronosporales; Peronosporaceae. Gene Ontology annotation, biological process: transmembrane transport; carboxylic acid transport. The transcript has a single exon. Gene Ontology annotation, molecular function: carboxylic acid transmembrane transporter activity. Gene Ontology annotation, cellular component: plasma membrane.